Adineta ricciae is the source of this 1152-nucleotide messenger RNA. Lineage: Eukaryota; Metazoa; Rotifera; Eurotatoria; Adinetida; Adinetidae. The record is from the annotation of a GenBank genome assembly.
AUGGAAGAUAUUAUUGUUUCACUAGAACCAGCAUUUCAUCGUGUGGAACGAUUCAUUCUUUGGAAAAAUCGUUAUGCUAGUUUAUUGGCAUUUGCUCUCGCCCAUGCGAUUUUCUAUGCAAUUGCUCGAGCUGGCCUACGUCCAUUCUGUGCGAUCACCCUUGUCAUCUUGAUCUUUCAUAUCCUGGACAGUUUAAAACAAAAACGAGCACAUCUGAUCGAUAAUGAAGAUAAAAAUCUCUGUGAACUGACACAAUUAGUUCUACGCUCAUAUCGUUAUUUAUGUCAAACACAUGAAAAACUGAAUACAUUGAAAACUGAGAAUCGAGUGAAAUACUCAAUUAUAAUUAUUGCUAUUUGUUUAACAUUAGCAGUGAUCGGUGUGAAAAUUAAUGGUUUCUAUGUAUCAUAUAUAACGAUGUUAAUCUUAUUUACGUUACCAGCUGUUGUUUAUCAUAAAUUAAUACCGAAGUUACUUCGCCGUUUGGCACCGGUUAUCGAACAACUUGAUCAAUCGAUGCAAUACCAACGGCGUUCAUUACUUGAUCAGAGAGAAUUAUUGGUGAAACUGGACCGAGCUACUUCGAAUAAUGAUGAUGACGAUGUUCGUCGAUUGGAAGAGCAACGUAAGAUUUUACAACAAGAAGCACUUACGAAUAAACAACAGCAACGGCAGCGAUUGACUAUAAGUGAUGAUGAAAGGGAAGAGGAGGAAACAGAAGAGAACUUAAUAUCUACGAAUGAUCAAAGUGAGACAAUCUUAAAUUUUCGUCACCGUUUCCAAAAUGAACCGAUCGUCAAUGAUUCAACUUUUGUUCCAAAACAAACUAGUAUGGGCGAAUCAAGCUUUGACAUGCUUAGUGAUUCAUCCUCAUCAACUGCUGAUGAUGAAACAAAUCGUUUGAGUGAAUUGUACGCAAAUGCUGGUGGUCAUAUAGACGGUAAACAUCGAAUUCGAAUGAAAAAUGAUGAGUUGAAAGUCAAAGGCCGUUCGAAUAAACAACGACCGAAGCUAAUGGAUGCCCAGUACUUUCAAUCGCCUGGUCCAAACUCAUCGUCUUCGACACUUACUAAUACAGCAGCAAAUCAGUCGAGUAAUGAUCCGGACUUAACAAGCUUUGAUUUUCUUAAUGAUUAUGAUGAAAAAGCAUAA